Messenger RNA from Entamoeba dispar SAW760, 465 nucleotides. RefSeq lists its product as uncharacterized. NCBI's taxonomy places the organism in Eukaryota, Evosea, Mastigamoebida, Endamoebidae. Bases 1 to 465 code for a protein of 154 amino acids. The record is from RefSeq and is a predicted model, not a curated record. The transcript has a single exon.
AUGAAGUUUGGUAAUUGGAAAAGAUUCAAAGAAGGAUUAAAGAAAUUAGCAGCUGCAUUAGCAGUUGGUGCCAAAUUAGGUGGAAAUAUGAUAGAAAAAGCAAAACCACUUAUUUCUAUAGCAUCAGAUUUUAUUCCAGGUGGUGAAAUAAUUAAAAAAGGUACAGAAGUAAUUAGUAAAAUAGCAGAACCAACAAGUGAAGCAUUAAAUAGAAUAGCAUCAGGUGAAAAUGUUAUUGGUACAACUAAAAGAUAUUUAAAUGAAAUUAAAAAUGAAAUACCAAAUGAUAUUACUAAAACAGCAAGUAAAAUAAUAAAUCAAGUACCAGAACAUAUUAGAAAAACAAAUAAUGGAAUACAACAAUCUAAUAAAUCUAUACCUGCACUUUUUGCUAAUCCACUUAAUGGUAAUAAUACAAAUAUAGAUGAAUAUUCUGAUAAUGAUAGUAUUGAUGAUUAUCUAUAA